AUGCAGCGGAACGGGAAGAAUGUUCCUCGGGGCGCUGGAGGUGGGCGGUGCACGGCACGCUUGCUCCCUAUUCACUUGUGCACUAGCAACGGCAAUUCACUUGAGGUACCCUCAGCAUUGAAGCCGAUCGCCGAAGAUAUUCAACAAGUCGCUAAUGCGUCAUCAAGCUUCCUGGGCCAGUCGGUCAAGCAGACAGCAAGUGGUUUGGGCAACAUGAUUACCGGUACCUCCGAUAUUGCAGCCAGAGCCGCUGGGCUCAUCCCAUUCCUCGGCGGAUAUUUCGAGAACAUGAUUGGUGGCACAGGAAGAUACUUCGGAAGUUAUGAGCGAAGCGCUCGGGAGUGGAAUUGGAAACAUGUUGGACGGAAGCGCGUCGUCACAGGUAACUAG
This is a messenger RNA of Ostertagia ostertagi, 390 nucleotides long. NCBI's taxonomy places the organism in Eukaryota, Metazoa, Nematoda, Chromadorea, Rhabditida, Trichostrongylidae. The record is from the annotation of a GenBank genome assembly.